Messenger RNA from Oenanthe melanoleuca, 1591 nucleotides. It is a transcript of the gene NKX1-2, whose product is annotated as NK1 homeobox 2. Gene Ontology annotation, molecular function: DNA-binding transcription factor activity, RNA polymerase II-specific; RNA polymerase II cis-regulatory region sequence-specific DNA binding. Gene Ontology annotation, biological process: regulation of transcription by RNA polymerase II; cell differentiation. The transcript is spliced from 4 exons. The record is from RefSeq and is a predicted model, not a curated record. Lineage: Eukaryota; Metazoa; Chordata; Aves; Passeriformes; Muscicapidae. Bases 1 to 1575 code for a protein of 524 amino acids. Gene Ontology annotation, cellular component: nucleus.
AUGGCCGCGCCGCCCCCGCGCACGGGCUGCCGGGAAAUGGAGUCCGGGCGGGGGGAAAUGGAGUCCGGGCCGCGCUCCGCCCCGGCUCGGAGCGGCUCGGAACGGAACGGAACGGAGCGGCUGCUGGCCAUCCCCACGGCUUGCCAGGAGCUUGGGAAGGAGGGAGGCGCCCGCUGCGCCCCCGCGGAGCCAGCGCGGCGGGGAGGGGGCGCGGGGGCGGAGUGCCAAUGGCUGCGCUGCCCCCUCCUCUGCCCCCACCCCGCCGGCCCCUCCGCCUCCCCGCCGACCCUCCUCCCCGGCGCUCACUGCGCGCCGCCAGCGCCGAGCGUGCGGCUCGGGAGCGGCCCCGCUCCGCGCCCGGCGCUGCGCUCCGCCGGCCCGCGCCGGGAGCCAGCAGCUCUCCGGGAAGCGCGGAGCGGGGGUGGCAUGCCGGAAUGCCCGGACCGCGGGGCCAAGGCGGCCCCCAUCCAUCAUAAAAUCUCCUUCUCCAUCUUAGACAUCCUGGAUCCCCAGAAAUUCAGCAGAAGACGCGAACCGGCCUCGGGGAGCUGGGGCAGCGCCCCCAGCUCGGGCGAGCGGGAGAAAAGUUUGGGAAGAGUUGAAGUAGGAAAGGACGCUGCUGCUCCCGGCAGCGGGAGGAAUAAACUAGAGGCACAUGGUAGGAACGCGCUCGAGUUUCUCCGGCCGGCGCUGGCGGGGCGCGCAGGUGGAGGCGCCGGCACACGGGACGCGCUCCCCGCGCGGGGUCCCGCAGGAGCGAGGGAAGGGAAAAGUUCUCGAUAUCCCUGCCCGGCUCCCGGCGUGCGGAGCAUCCUCUGCCGCCCGAGCAGGAGGGCGCGCAUCAGGGCGCACAUCGGGGCGCGCUACCGCCCCAUCCCGGCGCCGGGCGGGUCGCGGCUCUUACCGAGGCACCGCACGCGUUUCUUCCCCCAGCAAGGGCGGCCCCCGGGCGCUCCGUUCCCCGGGGCGGCAGCGGUCGGAUGCCCUGGCCCGCGGGACGGCCGGCUGGAUGCGCACACCCCGGCGGAGAGCGGCGCUGAGGACGGGGGACAGGAGCGCGACGAGGAGGAGCCGAGCGGGGACGGGGCCGGGACAGGGAGCCCGCCGGGGCCGGAGGAGCCGGGCUCGCCACGGAGCGCCCGGCGGCGGCGAGCAGAGCCGGGCUGCGGGAAGCCGCGGCGGGCGCGCACCGCCUUCACCUACGAGCAGCUGGUGGCCCUGGAGAACAAGUUCCGAGCCACGCGGUACCUGUCGGUCUGCGAGCGCCUCAGCCUGGCGCUGUCCCUCAGCCUCACCGAGACGCAGGUGAAGAUCUGGUUCCAGAACCGCCGCACCAAGUGGAAGAAGCAGCACCCGGGCGCCGACGGGGCGGCCCCCGCAGCAUCCCCGGCGGCGACGGGAGGCGGCAGCCCCAGCCCGCCGGGCCCCGCCGCUCUGCCCUUCCAGACUUUCCCUUCCUACGCCGCCAACAACGUGCUGCUGCCGCCGGCCGCCCCCUUCCCGCUGGGCGCCGGCCCCUUCGCGCCCUUCCUGGGCCCCGCGUACCUCGGCCCCUUCUACGCCCCGCACCUCUGAGGCGGCACCUCAGCCC